Messenger RNA from Lactuca sativa (garden lettuce), 1833 nucleotides. NCBI's taxonomy places the organism in Eukaryota, Viridiplantae, Streptophyta, Magnoliopsida, Asterales, Asteraceae. The record is from RefSeq and is a predicted model, not a curated record.
AUGUUACUUCUCAACUAUCUUUCCUAACCAUUUCAACUUGAAAGUGAAGAGCUAGCAACUAGCAUUAUCUUGGCUCUUGUUCUACUUUUGUCUACUCUUCAAGAAAAUGUUUCAUGGUGUAAAGAUGAUAUGGAAGAUGCUUGAUGAUGAAAAUGACUAUCAAGGCCAUGACCAUCAACCCAUUUCUAAAGAUUAUGCAUGUGAUGAUGUCAUAGAUGGCGAUGAAAACUGGGGUUAUUACCAUUGUGUUGAUGCAUCCAUGGAUGGUGAUGGCGACGACGACGACGAUGAUGACGAUGAUAGUGGUAUUGCGCCUGCGGCUUGAGUCAUUCAGGAUUCUUGAAUAACCAGGUUUCUUAUUAUGAAACCCUAGUUUUUAGAUAUACUAAAGAAGACAUACAAUCACCAAUUUAUACAUAUAGAUUUAAACAGUUGUAACAUAGUUACAAGGCAGAAAAAUAUAAGGUAUUAUUCCAAUAAAGCUGCUACCAAUGGACUUUUUUGGUUAUAUAUGUUUGCUUUAAAGAAGGGCACCUGUUAUUGUAUGUUUUUGCGUUACAACUAUUGCAUGAUUUAUAAUAUCAUUCAUGGAUCUUCAUGAAGUCAUCAUAAACUAAUUUUAAUUCUAUGCAAACACUAACACACACGAUAAUAUAAUAAAAGAAAAGUAUAGUAUAUAUUGAUUCUUUCAAAGAGAUUUAAUUUGAACUCUCAUAUGGUUUAAAGUGAUCAUCCGCUUACACGGUUUUUUAUUUGCACGCAUCAAACAUGAAAAUUUAUAAAUAGCCUUCAUAGAUUUUCACAAUUGAGCAAUAAUAUCAUUCUUGUUUUGAUUAUAUAUAGUCCGCACUCCACACUAACAAACUAAAUGUUAAAAAUAAAAUUAAAUAAUUUUUUGUUAGACGGGAGAAAAAAUAACCGUGCUAGCCCAAAAAGAUGAUCCUUUUAGCAAAAGGUUUGAUCAAUCCCUUAUUGCAGUAGUAAUAUAUGAAAUGGAUAGUUAUUCAAUGAUAUAUGUCUUUCACCUGUCUCAUUUUACUGAACAGUUCUUAAUAUUGUGCCUGAUACAUAAUCUCACUUGUACGAGAAGCAACAUAUCCAGCUGCAUACACUUGAUCACUCGCUAUCACUAAGCAAAUCAAACAAUUACUGUCAGAUGCAAUCCCGAUGAAAUCUUUGGACUUUUCUAACUUCUUCUCUACGAGUCCUUCUAUAUAUCUCUAUAUACUAAUACAGAUCCAUCAUAUAUAUUUCCAAACUCCAUAUAUAUCAUCAAGAAACAUUCUGCCACCAUAAUCAAUUACCCCCCAAAAGGAAUGAAAUCAAUAAUCUUGAGUUUUCUUAUGAUAAUGGUGCAUAUUCUGAGUGUACUUUGCAGGCCCUUGCCACCAAAUGAAGCAAUCCCUCCUCACCAAGCAAAAGGUCCUCCGUUGGAUCAAUUGACCAUGGAUUAUGUGAAACAGGGUGAUGAUACGAAAAGAAUAGGGUCGAAUCCACCGAGCUGUGAGCACAAGUGUUAUGGGUGCAGUCCUUGUGAUGCGACACAGGUGCCAAGCAUUAGUGGAUAUGUGGGUGUAGCCAUACAUGAACAGGACUCGAACUAUAAGCCAGAAAGCUGGAAAUGCAAGUGUGGAAGGACUUUAUAUAGCCCAUGAUAUAUGGGUUGGUCGACUGAAUCUUGUCUUUCAGCUCUAAUUUUGUGUAAAAAUGGUACAUUUGUUUACUUAAUGUAGUAGGAGUUUUGUUUUUUCUUGGGAUGAUUUAUGGUUGUGUAGCUAGUUUGAUUAGUAAAUUGUUAAAAAAAGUUGUUGAAUGUUUUUCUCAUUUCAAAAA